GAACAGAGAAAUCCAAGCAUUCGGAUCCCCACAUCCGAUCCGAGCUCGUACCUUUGGCUUGGCUCUUCAUUUCCUUCUCUCCCUCCCAUAUUGUUAAUUUGAUGCAGGAGAAGGAAAACGUGUGAUUGGAAAUCAAGCUUACAUAUUUGACAGGUUUCGGUUUCGUUUCUGUGAUCAAAUUUUCAUUUUGUUGCCCCGCAGCUUAUUUGUUAUGGUCACAAUUUCUUCCCAAUGCUUUAAUUUUCUCUUCUUCUUCUUCUCUCUCCCCUCGCUCCCGUGGGUUUCUGAAAGCGAAAUUUAUAUAUACAUUUCAACUCAGAGCUCCAAAAAGUCCUUCCGGAACGCACAGAGAGACAAUUUGCGACAAGGGUAGAGAGAGAGAGAGAGAGAGAGAGAGGGACGAAGAAAGUUAUAAUAAGGGGAGAAGGAACAAAGAAAUUUGUUUGGGGAAAGGCUUUAAAUGCGAGUUGGUUGAUGGGAGUCUUUCCUCCUCCUUCUUCUUUCUUUCUUUCUUUCUUUCCUUCCCUCUCUCUUAACGCCUAAGCAUCCAUCCCCGUUAAAAGCCCUUCUUCCUUCCUUCCUUUUCCGCCAUCUCCCUCUCCUUGUCUGUGCGUCCAAUAUAAAUAUAUAUCGACCUUAAAGCCUAAAUCUUUGUAGAUCACACAACACCCUUCCUUCCUUCCUUGUACCUCAAUCUUGUGUCUGGAAGGCUUAGAGAAAAUAAUAAAUAUAUAUAUAAAAUAAAAAGGGGAAAGCAGAGAUGGAAUUCUAUCCAUACCCUCCUCGGUUUUCUGUGUCUUCUCUGUCCUGCUGUCGGGAUUUCGUCGAAAGAGUUAAGGAAGUUUGCAACUUCGCCUUAUCUGCGGUUAUUGGGAAUGUUUUCUCCGCGAUCUUCACCUUCUUCUUCGCAUUAGUGGGGACCUUGUUGGGAGCCAUGACAGGAGCUUUGAUAGGUCAAGAAACUGAGAGUGGAUUUGUUAGAGGGGCUGCUGUUGGUGCCAUAUCUGGUGCUGUUUUCUCCAUUGAAGUCUUUGAAUCUUCACUUGUCCUUUGGCAGUCUGAUGAAUCAGGCAUUGGCUGCAUCUUGUACUUGAUUGAUGUUAUUGCCAGUCUUCUUAGUGGAAGGCUUGUGAGGGAGCGAAUCGGUCCUGCCAUGUUAAGCGCGGUGCAAAGUCAAAUGGGAGCUGUAGAAACAAGCUUUGAGGAGGUCCCGAACCUAUUUGACACAGGUGGUGCCAAAGGACUUGCUGGAGAUUCAGUGGAGAAAAUCCCCAAAAUCAAGAUCACAAGCAAAAACAAUGUGGAUGGUUCUGGGGAUAGAGUUUCUUGUUCAGUUUGCCUUCAGGACUUCCAGCUUGGAGAGACAGUUAGAAGCUUGCCACAUUGUCACCACAUGUUUCAUCUGCCCUGCAUAGAUAAAUGGCUACUCCGCCACGCAUCUUGCCCUCUUUGCAGAAGAGAUCUCUAAUUCGUCUUACCGCUGUAAAUUUGUUUACCAUAAUGUUUCUUCCUUCCAUCUGAUUGAUUACCCGCCCCAAGUCGAUCUUUGUUAUAUGUUCUUCAUCAUCAUCAUCAUCAUCGUUUUCAGAUGAUCGAUCAGUUCUGCCCCCCACCCGGCAAUCCACAGCAUCUUGUAGCUUAUGCAGCUCAGUGGGGUGAACGAUCAUGAUCUAGAUUAGGGUAUAUCUUCUGAAUAUGUAUAAAGUUUUGAGAACACUAUCGUAUAUUGUAUUAGAAGUUCACCUGAUCCAUCUUCAGAACUGACCACCACAGGGUAUAGGGUUUCCACUUUUACAGCCGACGGAUAUUGUUUCCUUUACUCUGCCUUGCAAUCAACUUAACCUUUGUUUAUUAAAUGUCCCAAGUUCGGGUGCAAUGGUUUCGAGUACAUCAAACAGAUGCUUUGCUACCAUUAUGGAGCUGCUGCAUCUGCAUCUGCAUCUCUUGUGAAUUAAAUAUGUAUUUGUUGUAUCAUCCAUGAAGGGUAGGCCAUCAACAUUAAAUACCAACAGCAACCACUAUAGUUUGCACAAGAGAGGUUGGCUAGAUAUUUUUGUCAGUUGAAUGAAUUUCCACUUCACUGUGCCAUGGCAGCAGUAAUUAGAUGACUUGGCAAAGUGAAGUGAGCAAGCAACAAUGCCAAGCCCACGAUAGAUAGACAGAAAGGUACCACCAUAAAUAAAAAUCCCACCUAACAGUCUCCUUCGAGUUGGUGCAUCCGCCCAUUCCAUCCCAAAACCAGGAACUUGAAGGAAGUGGUGGACUGGUGGUGGUGACUUGUUACUGCGGAUGUUAGAUGGAAUGGAUCGUCAUGUUCAUAUCACGUUGGCCAGGGCAUGAUACAAUGACAACGAAGACGCAAAUGGUUCUUCCUUCCUGUAACUGUAAGGAACCAGCUUAAAGAAAGAAAGAAAGAAAGAUAUUUGUAGGCUUUUUCUUGCAUAUUCAUCGCCACCUACUACCUAACCUAAAGAGUAAGCAGAAAUAGGUCCUCUUUGUUUCCUUUACUUUGCCUGCGUACCAUUCUGAAGUGGGCGGGGGUCUAUCAGUUUUGUGCGGUUUGAUUUGUCCCUCGCUUGAACAAGGGUUUACUUAUAAGGAUAUUGUAACUUGUAUUUGAAGGCCAAGGAGGAAUGCCAGAG
This is a messenger RNA of Linum tenue, 2642 nucleotides long. The record is from the annotation of a GenBank genome assembly. NCBI's taxonomy places the organism in Eukaryota, Viridiplantae, Streptophyta, Magnoliopsida, Malpighiales, Linaceae.